Messenger RNA from Filobasidium floriforme, 3015 nucleotides. Its product is annotated as putative DNA recombination and repair protein Rad54B. Gene Ontology annotation, biological process: reciprocal meiotic recombination; double-strand break repair via synthesis-dependent strand annealing. Bases 146 to 2686 code for a protein of 846 amino acids. The record is from RefSeq and is a predicted model, not a curated record. NCBI's taxonomy places the organism in Eukaryota, Fungi, Basidiomycota, Tremellomycetes, Filobasidiales, Filobasidiaceae. Gene Ontology annotation, cellular component: nucleus. Gene Ontology annotation, molecular function: hydrolase activity, acting on acid anhydrides; ATP-dependent chromatin remodeler activity; DNA translocase activity. The transcript has 13 exons.
CCGAGGUCGACUUCAACAUCAUAUUGCCUCGACCUGUUAUCCUACCUAUUAGCUCGACGAUUGUCCGCCGACGUCCGCCGACAACGCUUCCACAUCUUGCUUAUAGCGACCCCUCCUUAUUACCACUAGCUCUCCACGUCUCGUCAUGCUUAGGCGUCUCCCCUCGAACAGCGGAAAGAAGGGGGAACCCUCACCCCUGACCGCAAGUGGAGCUGGCUUCGGUACCCCGACUUUCAAACCCUUCCGCACACCUUCUUUCAGCAGCCCGACCCCGACGAGAAGUACGGUAGGUCAGAGGAAACGCAAACGAAUCUCGUACAAGGAGGACGGUCAGGCGGAUGACAAGGAGAACGACAAGGACGCCGGUGGGAGCGAUUCUGAUGGCGAUCCGAGGAAGAAGAAAAAGGUCAACAGCAGUUACUCGAUGGGAAACAAGGAGUAUGGUCCGGAUGGAGUGUUAGGGGAUAUGGGCAGGCUGUGCAAUCGAGAGUUUCCGGUGUUCGCGGUGAAGGCAAAGGAGCUCGUCUUUAGCAAAGGCUUCUCUAUUCCCUCAAUCACGGCCAAGAACGCCGAAUCUCCGGUCCGACAUACCCUCUCUCAUGCCGCCCUCGGAUGUCGUAUACAGCCCAUCCUCCUGCCCCGACCCCUAUUCGACCCUAUGGCCGACCACGCUAUCGUGCUAUACGACCCUACCAUUGACGACAAGCCUGAACCCGACCCAACCUCGAUCGAAGCCAAUUUGAGCCCGGAGGAACUUGUCAAGCGGGAAGAAGAGGAAAAGAUCAGGCGACAAAAGGAAGAUCGAGAGAAGAAUGGACCGCACAAGAGCCUGAAGGUGAUCCUAGGACUGGACAAGGUGGUCAAGAAGGAAGACGUUAAAGUUCCUGUGGUCAUCGAUCCGAGGUUGACGGCAAAGUUGAGGCCACAUCAGGUCGAGGGUGUCAAGUUCUUGUACAGGUGCACGACCGGAUUAAUGGCCAAGGACGCGUUUGGAUGUAUCAUGGCAGACGAAAUGGGUUUAGGAAAAACGCUUCAGUGCAUUGCCCUGAUGUGGACUCUGCUGAAACAGUCGCCCGUCUCUGGAAAGGGUACGAUUGACAAGGCCAUCGUCGUAUGCCCUAGCAGUCUUGUACGAAACUGGGGAAACGAGCUGGUCAAAUGGUUGGGACCGGGAGCAGUGAACCCGUUGCUGGUCGACGGAAAGGGUGGCAAGGCCGAAUUAAUUCCCGCUGUCAGGCGAUGGGUUGCUGCCAAGGGACGAGGGGUGACAUUACCAGUCAUGGUGGUCUCGUAUGAAACGCUUCGAUCCUUGCAGGAUGAGCUCGCCAACUGUCCUGUCGGCUUGCUUCUCUGUGACGAAGGACAUCGUCUCAAGAACGCCGACUCGCAGACUUUCCAGGCCCUUACGACCCUCAACUGCAAACGACGCGUUAUCCUCUCCGGUACUCCUAUCCAGAACGAUCUUUCGGAAUACUUUGCCCUGCUCAACUUUGCCAACCCCGAAUACCUGGGUACAAGGCUGGAUUUCAGGAAGAAUUUCGAGCUCAAAAUUCUGAGGGGGCGAGAUGCCGAUGCGAGCGAAAAGGAGAGGGUGGAGAGCGAUGCCAAGUUAAAGGAGCUGGGAAAUCUAGUCAGCAAGUUCAUCAUCAGACGUACCAACGAUCUGUUGUCCAAGUACUUGCCGAUCAAGUACGAACACGUAGUCUUUUGUGGUCUCAGCCCGGUGCAAUUGGCCCUAUACCGUCUGUUCAUCACCUCGCCCGAGAUCCAAAAGCUACUGCGUGGAACCGGUUCGCAACCGCUCAAGGCCAUCAAUAUCUUGCAAAAGCUAUGUAACCAUCCGGAUUUGCUCAACCUGCCCGAAGAUUUGCCUGGAUGCGAAAAGGUUUUGCCUGACGAUUACCAAAUGAAGGGUGCAGGAGGAUCGGCUCGAUACGUCGACUGCUCGUAUUCCGGAAAGUUUAUGGUGUUGGAGAGGUUCUUGGAUCACAUCAACAAGCGAACGAAUGACAAGAUCGUGCUUAUUAGCAAUUACACCCAAACUCUAGACUUGAUGGAAAGGUUAUGUCGAAACAAAAAAUACGGCUGCUUGCGUCUCGACGGAACAAUGAACGUCAACAAGCGUCAAAAACUGGUCGACCGGUUCAAUGACCCUGAAGGCAAGGAGUUUGUCUUCCUGCUUAGUAGUAAAGCUGGAGGCUGUGGUAUCAACUUGAUCGGCGCGAACCGUCUGAUCUUGUUCGAUCCUGCUUGGAAUCCUGCGAGCGACCAGCAAGCUUUGGCUCGUGUAUGGCGUGACGGCCAGAAGAAGGAGUGUUUCGUAUACCGAUUCCAGGCUACCGGAACAAUCGAAGAGAAGAUUUUCCAGAGGCAAUGUUCGAAGCAAGACUUGUCCGCUUGUGUGGUGGAUGCAGCCGAGGACACCGAACGUCAUUUCUCGGUGGACAACCUCAGGCAACUGUUCAAGUUCAACGAGACUACGGUCUGCGAUACCCAUGAUACGUUCAAAUGCAAGAGGUGCCGAGACGGGAAGCAGCUAGUCAAGGCGCCGGCUUUGCUGUAUGGUGAUACUAGCAGUUGGAACCACUACCCGAAUGCGGAACUCGGCAAGUUGCACGAUGAUGUGUUGCGCGCCGAGCUCGGACAGGGCGACGUGUCAUUCGUCUUCCAGUACAUCUCGCACUAGACAACCUUUCUUCAUCCCUUUCCUAAUCUGCGAUUUGAAUCGCAUACGACCUGAACGACCACCACCUCUGCGGAACCUGAUAGAUGACUCCGCCACGACCCAGUAAAGACCCCCCACCCCGAAAAAUACCUUUGUUUCUAUAACCCGAAUCCUGUAUCCCUUAUGUUUCUCCCUAUUAAACGAGAACGCGAGAUGUGACUGUUUUACAAAUGUUCUUUGGACAAGGCCGCGGCGAGUGAUGUCCAAACCAAUUGAUAAAGAGCUGGUUUUCAGGCGCUACAAGUGUGCGAAUUUAUCGGGAGAUGCUUAUAGUUCGCACGACACGUUCA